Molecule: messenger RNA, 3040 nt
Organism: Astyanax mexicanus (Mexican tetra)
Lineage: Eukaryota; Metazoa; Chordata; Actinopteri; Characiformes; Acestrorhamphidae
Gene: lrrc75bb
Product: leucine rich repeat containing 75Bb
Exons: 4
Coding region: 163-1233 (356 amino acids)
Source: RefSeq, a predicted model, not a curated record
CACUCUGUCGUGAGUUGUAGCCAAACGCGCGCUCGCUCACCCACACUAGCACGCGCCACACACACAACAACAGUGAUGUACCGGGAGCGCGCGCUAAGCUCGUGCCCGCGCCCGUUCACUUCAGCAGUAGUUUGUGAGCGGGGACUGAUCCGGUAACCGGACAUGGGCUCGCGGCUCGGCAGGCAGGGCAGUCUGGAGCAGUCCCGCCCGAACCGAGCCUCCGAAACCGGGGACAGGACCGAGCCUGCAGCCGCUGGAGGUUCUGCAGGUGGAGGUUCUGGUGGAGAGUUUCUGUUCUCCUCCCUCGUGCUGAGGUCCGAGAAGCUGCCCGGGGUUCUGCGCAGGUCCAGUCCGAGCCCGUACCAGCGCAGGGUGGCGUGGGUUCGGCAGAUCCAGAAGCUGCUGAAGGAGCAGAGGGUGGAGGAAGCUGGAGAAGCGCUCAGACUGCUCCGCAAGGAUCUGGGUCUAGAGGGAUCAUCUCUGAAUGAUGUUCUGUAUAAGAACUCCGCCUUCCUGAACAUGGUGGAUCCGAUUUCUCAUGAGCUGCUGCUGAGCCUGGCCCGAGACAUGCAGUGCCCGAAGCGGGAGGCGAACGCCCUGAAGUCUUCAGAUAAGAUCUGCCGGCAGCUGGUGUAUCACCUCACCCCCCACUCCAAGUGGACAAGACAGAGCGUCCCCAAGAGAAAGUCCCAUGCCUGUCUAAAGACGACCCUGAAGAAGAAAUUGACGGGUGACACCGUGGACCUGUCCGGUAUCCCCCUGUCCGGGCGGGACGUCCAGCGUGUGGUGUUUUACCUGCACAGUUACGGCUCCUCGGUGGAGGCGGUGGACCUGAGCUUCACAGAGCUGCAGGACGAUGGCCUGCGCCAGCUGCUGCCCGCCCUCGGCCUGCUACCCAAACUCUCCACCCUCGCCGUCAACGGCAACCGCCUGACCACCGCCAUCCUGAAGGACCUGACUGAGGCACUGAAGGACACAAAGAGCUUCCCCAGCUUGGCCUGGGUCGACCUGGGCAACAACGUGGACAUCUUUACCCUGCCUCAGCCCCUGCUGGUGGCUCUACGGCGGCGCUAUGGCCUGCGGAGCAGCCUGCCCACAAUCUACGAGUACCGGGAGAGGCAAGACGGACCCACCGGCCUGGAGGCGUCCACUGAGGAGGACGAAGAUGAACCAGAGCCCUGGAGCACGGAGGAGAACGCCGGGAACAUCACGCUGCACUUCACUCAGAGGUGAUAUGGUCAGGGUUCUGCGUGGUCCUCCACUGGUAGCAGGUUAAUCGCUCUCUGGAAAACAGAAGCGAUUCCGAGAGUCAGAACCAGACCCUCCCCAGAGCGUGACGGAUCCCUGGAACAAGAGGGAGAACAGCAGGAACAUCGCAUGGAACUGUGAACUGUGAUUGUGAGGUGAUUGGAGGAGUUCCGUUCUGUUCCUAUUGGGUUCUCCAGAGUUCUUUAAGCUCCUCCAUAAUUUACAUGGUUCCUCAGAGAGGGUUCUCCAUGUUUCCCCUCGAUUCUUCAGGCAUCUCCUAGAUUCUACGGGGUUCUAGUCUUUUCCAGGGUUCUACCACAUUCUCGAUGGUUCCUCAGGGUUCUAAAGUUCUUGCCCUCUGGAAAUCUGAGAUUCUCUGGAGUCCUCCAGGAUUCUCCAAAAUUCCCCUGGAUUGUCCAAAGCUCUGCAGGGUCCCUCAGGGUACCCUGGGUUCUCCUGGGUUCUUCACAGCAGUUUAUACUUCUGUGUAGACGCAGCAUGUUGUGUAUGGUGUAUGAUGUGAGUGUUUAUACUGGUAAGCAGGUGUGUGUGUGAGUAUUUAUACAGGUGUGUGUGUGUGUGUGUGUGCGUGCGUGCAUGUGUGUGUUUGUGUGUUUGCUGCCUCUGCUCGUUAGCGGAGACCCAACACAGCUAGCCGAGAGACACAGCAGCACUGUGUCUCUAAACACAGUAUAAACAUAUAAACAUGUAUUAGGAAAGUAAUUACAGGUGAUUGUCCGGUUAUAGCUAUUGAGAUAUACUCAAUAUAUUUAUGUAAGCUGUACUGAUGUACUGCUGUUGGUCAGUGAUGGGUGCGUGUUGGGUCAGUAGUUGGUGAGUGAUGGGUAAGUGUUGAGUCAGUUGUGAGUGAUGAGUGAGUGGUGGGUCAAUGGUUGGAGCACCAGGUUGUUGAUUAGAUUAUGUUGUGAGUGGAUCAGUGGUGGGUCAGUAGUGGGUGAGUGGUGGGGCAGUGGUGGGUCAGUAGUGAAGUGAGUGGUGGGGCAGUGUUGGCUCAGUAGUCGGUCAGUGGUGGGUGAGUGGUGUGUCAGUAGUGGGUAAGUGGUGGGGCAAUAAUGGAUGAGUGGUAGGGCAGUGGUAGGUCAGAAGUGCAUCAGUGGUGGGUCAGUGUUGGGUGCCUCAGAACCAAUAUUUAUGCUGUUAUUACAGGAUUGUUAAUGUGUAAUUACACAGUUAUUACAGACACUUAUAAAUUGGAACAAAGUGAUUCAUUGAGCCAUAUUCAUCGAGUGUCAGAUAUAGAGCCCCUCCCCCCCAAAACAGCGGUAAUAAGCCCCCCCCCCCCCCCCCUAAAUCAGUGAUAAGUCCCUCCCCAAACCAGCUCUGAUUGGGUCCUAGGGGUGGAGUCAUUCAGGUAAAAUUCAGAAUUUCUUGAACAUCUGGGUGAAUUUACUCUCAGUUUUUUAUUUUGAUUUUAUUGUGUGUUAUUGUUGCUUUGUGUUGUUUAUGAUUGUGUUGUUUAUUAAUGUGUUUAUAUGUUCAGUUCUGUCUGUGGUUCUGAUUCUGAUACAGUCAGUCUGAUUUGACUGGUCAUUAAUAUGCAUGAGCUCAUCAGCCUGAAUGCAUUUUGAUUGGCUGUCCCAAUCAACACAGUAUUUAAUACACUAUUUACACGCUUUAUAGAUUGAUUAUUAUUAUGAUUAUUAUAUAUUUAUAAUAAACGCUGCAUUAGCACGUAUCUCCUCCCACUGUUUCUGGUGUUUUUAUGAAUAUUUCUGUGAUGUUUCCUGAUUAUUUUGUAUCACUUUUAAAAUAUUGAUGUAAACAAAAUAAA